AUUGAGGUCUGCUUGAAAACGUGACGAUCACCAUCGUCCUGAACUUAGGGUGACGGAUCGUGUCCACGUUUUUGAACAGAUCAGGUUUUUAUGGGUGACGCUCAGGUUUCUUGUCAGGGAUUGUACGGUGGCCUUAUUGCAAUGCAGCCAUGUAAUUACAGAGAAACGACGCCAUCGCUGUUUCAGUUAAUUAUUCAAAUGUCUUAAGCCUCUGGUUUCUGCAAAGCUGCUCGAUACAUUUACUGCUGUCCUCUGGGCGACAAAGGGCACUUGACAGUUAAUGAUUUUAAAUUCCUCUUAUUAAAACAUUUAGUUUAUACAGUUUAAUGAAUACUGCUAAUGGAGCUGGACUUGUGUGGAAAAUACAUCUAGAAAAGCUGUGAUUUCUGUGCUUUUUGGGUGGAAUUGCAGCUAAAUCUCAGGUAGGCUUGUGUGUUUUGAUGCUAGAUGAUUGUUCACUGAUAAUUAAUGUGGUUAUCUGCAGACUUAACAGACUUUAUUCUUGACUAAUCUGAAAUAUUUGGUCUAUAAAAUGUAAGAAAAUAGUGUAAAUGCUGAUCCCAAUUUCCCAAAGCACAAGUUGACAUAUUCAAAUGUCUUGUUUUGUCCAAGUAACAGUUCAAAACCCCAAAAUAUUUAGAUUAUUUUCAUAAAGGCAAAAGAAAACAUGCAUAUAAUCACAUUUAAGAGGCUGUUGGUGGAGAGUUUUGAAUUAGAAUUAUAUAAAAGCAGUGAUUAUUUCAACCCAGUGACCUACAUUGCUGCACAGAUAACAGUUUGGGAACACAUCCUGUGGUUUUCACAGUGUUGAGUGGUGAAGCCUACACUAUUGAAUUCAUGUUGACCUCAAGAUGCUCUGAUUAAAUUUUCAGCUCAUAGCAAUUACAUUGAACAGGCUUUUGCAUCAUGUAACUACUAAUUAAGACCAGUGUCAUCUUUACCAUUAUGGGUAACAACCUGGUUCCCUCAGCAAUGAGAUUUAGUUAUGAAAAAAAUCUGAUGUGAUGUGAUGCUGAAAUACCAGGAUGUAGAAACUACUUUAAAGCAAAAAAAAAAAAAAUGUUCAUGUUAUAAAAGAUCAGAUGUAAAUCCUUAGUUUAGGAAAGGAUCCAAACCAGACCAGGUUUGUUCCCCAGAUAGGGUAAUGUUUUGUGAUUAUCCGUUAAAGCCCAUAAUCCCUCUCUAAUCAGGAAUUCUCAAUGUCUGCUCACAGACAAUUUACUGGAAUGACAUCACUAUCGCUCCAUUCAAACUGGUUCCCCUGGUCCAUGCGCAUGUAUUUGCUGUGGGGGAGACGCAUAAAGAGGGUAACUAUGCCUUUUAGCAGGAGUGAGCAGACUGCGAAGUAAUCAAAAAGAUGUUCGCCGGUCGCUGCGCAGAGCUCGGUGCGCUGCCUCUGCUGCUGCUGCUGCUGCUCCUGAACGCAGCGUUGGGCUUCAAACUGUGUCCCAACCCCUGCCUGUGCUACGAAUCCUCAGACCUGGUGGACUGCAGGUCUAGCGGGCUGGUCCGGGUCCCUGUUGGUGUCCCCCAUGGCACCUGGCUGCUGGACAUGAGUGGGAACAAGCUGACAGCGGUACACACCAAAUCCUUCAUGGGGCUGUGGUCACUCAAGAUCCUCCAGAUGUCCAACAACAGCAUCAGCACUCUGCAGCCGCAGUCUCUGUCAUCUCUGCAGUUUCUGGAGAGGCUGGACUUGAGUUUUAACCAGCUGCGUUGGAUCCCUCAGGACUUCUCUCAGAGUCUGUUUUCCCUCCUGGAGCUCCGGCUUGACCACAACCUGCUGGAGCACCUGGGCCCCGCUUCACUGGGAGAGUUGGAAAACCUGAGGAAGCUGGACCUGAGUCACAACCGCAUCCGAGCGAUAGAUGUCCAGGGUUUCAGCAGCUUGUCUCGACUGAGCCUCCUCAGCCUGGAAGCAAACAGACUGAAUGUGCUUUCAGACGGCCUGUUGAACAGGCAGCAAAGCCUGGAGGUGCUGCUGCUUAGCCACAACAACAUCUCACUGAUCGAGACCGAAGCUCUGGCUCCUUUGUCCGGACUCACUCUGCUGGGUCUUCAGGGAAACCAGCUAGAUCGCAUCAGGUUCAAGACUUUCCUGCAGCUCCAGACCACCAGCACCGGACUUCAGUUGUCCCUUAACCCCUGGACCUGUGACUGCGAGCUGCAGCGCGUCUUCAGCAAGAUCCAGCAUGUUCGACACCUGCAUGUGGAGGACUACAAAGACAUCGUCUGCCACGCUCCUGCUCAGCAAGCCGGGAACUCCCUGGCCUCACUGGACAGCCAGCUGUGCGUGGCCGAGACGGCGUCAGUGCUCGCCAUAACCAUCACUGUGAUGCUCGCUGUGAUUGGUGCCCUGGUCAAAGCAGAGCACAACCAAAAGAACAAACAAACUGCAAGUGAUGCAGAGUCAGAGAGAUAAGUAAAAUGAUGUGUUUUAUUCAUGGCCAGGUGUUCUGGGACUGAGGUGUGGCCUGGUAUUUGAUGUUGUUAUGUAAUAGCCUGUAGUCAACUACACCACAUCAUGUUUCAUUCUAUAUUUGGACCCCCUAUAAAGCUUUUUUUGUAUUUACUAUCUUCCAUGUCCUGCUACAUUUUGUAUCAAAAAGGAGGGAAAAAGUGGAGAAUACCCCUUAAGAACAUUCACAAUUGUCUACUUAUUUAGUUUUGUAACAAUAUAUCCAGAUUAUAUUGAAUUUACAUGUAUAUUUUAAGCAAUAGCAUGAUGAUUAUCCUCCUCUGUUGCCCCCAAACAUUUAUUCUGAAUAUGUGGAAACAGCUUCACUACAAAACAGGCUGUGUAAACUUAAAGUCAGACCCUGAAUUUUCAUGUCUUCAAUUAUAUGCAUGUUGCAUGUUACAGCAAAACAGAAGUGACUCUCGGGGAUGCGUUCCUGCUUAGAAAGAUGACAUUUGUCUAUAUAAAUGAUUGGUGGAUUAAUUCCUCCAAACAUUUUUGAAAUUCUUUCUCUACAUCUUUAAAAUGUAUCUGAGCUACGUCUGUGUGUCCUCUAACCACGCCCUUCUGGCAUUCGGAGAACACUUUGUUCUCCAUUAUCUGAUCUUUCUUUUAGGUGCUGACCUUAUUAAAGUGUGAGAGCUGAACCUCGCACUGCAUGUUAACCUAUAACAUUUUCAGCACUUGGCUGCAAAAUAGUAACCAGUGACGUAAUUGGUCGCAUCAUAGUUUCCUCAGUACUUAUUUCUGAUGUGGCCACUUUAUUAAUACAACAAUGGUCAAAAACCAAACUUAUGUAGCCAUCCUCAGACAGCAAACAGAAAUAAAUACUUCAACAGUCCUACUAUAAACACAACCUUAGUUACAGUAGGAUUUACCGUGUUCAGUUUUUGUUGAACCUGUUUUAAAGAGGCGUGUUUGGAGGAUGUUUGUGUCGCUGUUGUAUCUUGUGUUUUUGUCCACAUUAGUCAG
Seriola aureovittata is the source of this 3430-nucleotide messenger RNA. Its product is annotated as insulin-like growth factor-binding protein complex acid labile subunit. The record is from RefSeq and is a predicted model, not a curated record. Gene Ontology annotation, molecular function: protein binding. The coding region runs from base 1358 to 2422 and encodes 354 amino acids. The transcript is spliced from 2 exons. Gene Ontology annotation, cellular component: extracellular matrix. Lineage: Eukaryota; Metazoa; Chordata; Actinopteri; Carangiformes; Carangidae.